Messenger RNA from Brassica rapa (field mustard), 2892 nucleotides. RefSeq names its product pentatricopeptide repeat-containing protein At2g35030, mitochondrial. The record is from RefSeq and is a predicted model, not a curated record. Gene Ontology annotation, molecular function: RNA binding; protein binding. Lineage: Eukaryota; Viridiplantae; Streptophyta; Magnoliopsida; Brassicales; Brassicaceae. Gene Ontology annotation, biological process: RNA modification.
AAAUUAUUGUUAUCUUAAUUUCUAAAUUAGAAUCCUAAAUCUACAAUAGUUCUCUAAAAAUGAUUACUUUCCAAAAAUAGCAGAUUAAAAAAAAAUUAAAAACACAACUUAUAGAUUAAAAAUUUAAAAAGAAUACUCAUAUAUCAACAAAAAAUAUUGUUAUCGUGAUUUCUAAAUCAGAAUCCGAAAUCUACAAUAGUUCUCUCAAAAAAUUAAAAGAAUAUUCAUCUAUCAAAAAAAAUUGGUGUUAUCUGAAUUUCUAAUUUAGAAUCUCAAAUCUAGCUAUAGUUCGCUAAAAAUUAUAACUUUCCAAAAAUAACAGUUUAAAAGAAUAAUUAAAAAUAUAACCUGUUAUAACUUAUGUAAAAAUAUUUAUCUAUUACCAAAAUUUUUUGUUAUACUAAUUUUUAAAUCAAAAUCUUAAAUAUACAAUAAUUUUUUUAAAAAUAACAACUUUCCAAAAAUAACCAUUUUAAAAAUUAUUUUUAAAAACAACAUAUUGAUCAACGAAUUUUUUGUUAUCCUAAUUUCUAAAUCAAAAUCUCAAGUCUACAAUAGUUCUUUAUAAAAAUGAUAACUUCCAAAAACAGCCACUAUUUAUAAAAAAAAUAUUUUUAAAAAGUUAUUUGUUUGUCUAUUUGUAAUUUAAAAUUAAAUAUUUAAAAUAAAAUUGUAUUAGAAAUAAAAUUAAACACAACUUUGUUUUAAAUUAAAAAAAAUUAGAAUACUUUUUUAUAAAACAUAGUUUUAAGUUUAUGAAACAUAGUUUUAAGUAUAUGUAUCUGGAGAAUAUGCCCGCCUCGGAUGAGUCGUUUCUAGUAUCUGUGUCAAAGAGCUCCCUCCUCGCCUCAACUCUUUUCAUUCUCUUCUAUCUAACAAAAAGAACAGUAGGCAGCUCACUUUUUCCAAUCUUCUAGCUGAUGCAGUCUCGCGCAUGGUCGCGGCUAAAAAGUUACUACAGAAGAGCAACACUGCCCAUAUCAGACCAUGUUAGAUCCAACCAACUAUCAAAUCCGCUACGUUCGAUUUCCUCUUCCAGCUAUACCAAACCGAACGUAACACGACCCGAAUGGCUGAUCUCGAGUCUAUGCAAAGAAGGUAGAAUCACAGAAGCACGCAAGCUGUUCGACGAAUUGCCCGAGAGGGAUGUGAUCACAUGGACGGAUGUGAUCAACGGGUAUAUCAAGUCAGGGAACAUGAGAGAAGCUAGAGAGCUCUUCGAUAGGUCCGAUUCCAGGAAAAAUGUCGUGACUUGGACAGCUAUGGUUCGUGGGUACUUGCAAUCCAAGCAAUUCUCUGCAGCUGAGAUGCUUUUCCAGGCGAUGCCGGAGAGAAAUAUAGUUUCUUGGAACACUAUGAUUGAUGGGUACGCUCAAAGCGGGAGAAUUGACAAGGCCCUGGAGCUGUUCGAUGAAAUGCCUGAGAGAAACGUUGUUUCUUGGAAUACGAUGAUUAAAGGGUUGGUGAUGCGCGGGAGGAUAGAUGAGGCUAUGGGUUUGUUCGAGAGUAUGCCUGUAAGGGAUGUGAAGUCAUGGACUGCUGUUGUGGAUGGAUUAGCGAAGAACGGGAAGGUGGAUGAAGCGAGGCGGGUUUUCGAUUGUAUGCCUGAGAGAAACAUUGUUUCGUGGAACGCGAUGAUCACUGGUUAUGCACAUAACAAUAGGAUACAGGAAGCUGACCAACUCUUUCAAGUGAUGCCGGAGAGAGACUUUGCUUCUUGGAAUACGAUGAUCACAGGGUUUAUACGGAAUGGGGAAGUAGACAGAGCAUGUGUUUUGUUUCACCGGAUGCCUGAAAAGAAUGUUAUUUCCUGGACCACGAUGAUAACAGGAUACGUUCAGGUUAAAGAAAACGAAGUUGCAUUGAAGGUUUUCUCAAACAUGUUGAGGGAUGGUUGUGUUAAGCCUAACGUGGGAACUUACGUGAGCGUUUUAAGUGCAUGUAGUGACAUGGCUGGUCUUGUGGAAGGGCGGCAGAUUCACCAGUUGGUAUCGAAGUCUGUCCACCAGAAGAACGAGGUUGUGACUUCAGCGCUUAUUAACAUGUACUCAAAAUGCGGUGAGCUGGUAGCUGCGAGGAAAAUUUUCGAUUCCGGGAUGGUAAGCCAAAGGGAUUUGAUAUCAUGGAACAGUAUGAUUGCUGUUUACGCACACCACGGGCGUGGGAAAGAAGCGAUUGAGAUGUAUGAUCAGAUGCGGAAACACGGGUUCAAACCCAGUGAGGUGACUUAUCUUAACUUGCUAUCCGCUUGCAGCCACGCCGGUUUGGUGGAUAAAGGAAUGGAGUUCUUUGAGGAGCUCGUGAGAGACAAGUCACUUUCUGUGCGUGAAGAUCACUAUACCUGUGUAGUGGAUCUCUUUGGUCGGGCUGGUAAAUUGAAAGAUGUGUUUAAGUUCAUCAAUAGUGUAGACGCUAAGCCAUCAGGUUCCGUCUAUGGAGCGCUCUUGUCGGCUUGUAAUGUUCAUGGAGAAGUGAGUAUUGCUUCCGAGGUGGUGAAGAAGGUUCUGGAAACAGGGGCGGAUGAUGCUGGAACCUAUGUAAUGAUGUCUAAUAUAUAUAAAAGGAGUGGGAAAAGGGAGGAAGCUGCAGAGAUGAGGAUGAAGAUGAAGGAGAGAGGGUUGAAGAAACCGCCAGGUUGUAGUUGGGUUAAAGUCGGGUUUGGGUGGCAUGCUUUUGUAGUUGGAGACUUCUCUCAUCCUCAGUUUGAAGCUCUUUAUUGGGUAGUAACAGGUCUUAGCAACAACACGAGAAAGAACAUGACUUCAGAUGUUGAAGAAGAUAAGCUCUUACUUCUGUUCUUAUAGAUUUGUCUGAUUCGAUCUUUUACCAUCUUAUACUGAAUAAUACAGUCAUUCAUUCUUCUUUGUUAUAUAAAAAAUUGUUUUUGAGUGA